Messenger RNA from Choloepus didactylus (southern two-toed sloth), 9545 nucleotides. RefSeq names its product Rho guanine nucleotide exchange factor 12 (gene ARHGEF12). Gene Ontology annotation, molecular function: GTPase activator activity; G protein-coupled receptor binding; guanyl-nucleotide exchange factor activity. Gene Ontology annotation, cellular component: cytoplasm. The coding region runs from base 881 to 5449 and encodes 1522 amino acids. The record is from RefSeq and is a predicted model, not a curated record. The transcript has 41 exons. Gene Ontology annotation, biological process: G protein-coupled receptor signaling pathway; Rho protein signal transduction. NCBI's taxonomy places the organism in Eukaryota, Metazoa, Chordata, Mammalia, Pilosa, Megalonychidae.
UCCGCGCGCGCUCCCGCGGGAGCCCCCGACACCCGGCGAGCCGGCCCUAAGCGGGGAGUUGCUGCUGCUCGCCCGUCCGCUCCCAGCGCCGGUGCUUCCAGGCCGGACCGGACGGGAACCUCCCGCCCUUCACAGGAACCGCCGCCUCCCGGAGCGUCUGGGAGGAGCCACCUUCACCGACUGCGGAAGAUUCCGGCCCGGGAGGGAUGGGGAGCAGCCUGCGGCACUGAGAGACCCAGGUCCCUGUCACUUCAGGCCGCGGGACGCCCUCCCAGCCAACACCCGCGGCUCGUCCCAGCGCCCGGAGCCUGCUGGGGGCGGUGAGGAAGACGAGAAGGGUCUCUGCCCUGGGGAUAUGGAGCCGCGCGAACCGGGCGCGGGACGGCCCGAGACGCAGCCGAGGCUGCAGCCACGAGCCGCCGGCAGCCCCAGAUAGAGAGCGGGGCAGAGAGGGCCCGGCGGCGGCGGCGGCGGCGACGAGUUUGAGACCCCAGAGGAGGAGCCGACACCCGUCCCUAAUCCGAUCCCUCCCUAGCCCGGAGGGGAUUCCUGGGUCCCCUUCCCCACGGCUCGUGGACUUCCCACGGUGACGAAGUUUUUUCCCUUGUGCCUUCUUGAGGAUUUAUCACUAGCUUUAGAACUCGCCUUCUGGCAGACUUUCUCGGUUUGUUUUGGGAGAGAACUUGUUUUGCUCCAGCCUGUAUCUACUCUUUCCUUGACCCCUUCCAAUCGGAUGUUCUAGAUGACUGAAUGGAGUUUUGAGUUGGACUUUUGUGUCCCUGUCGGAGUUGGGCCUGAUCCCAAAGCAUUGGGGGUGGGGUGGAGGUGUUACUGUAAAAUGCAAGUUGGAUAAACGAAGGACCUCUCGCCAAGGGCCCCAAUGAGUGGCACACAGUCUACUAUCACCGACAGGUUUCCCCUCAAAAAACCUAUAAGGCAUGGAAGUAUUUUGAACCGAGAAUCACCAACAGAUAAGAAACAGAAAGUUGAGCGCAGUACAUCACAUGAUUUUGACCCCACAGAUAGCUCCUCCAAGAAGACAAAGUCUAGUUCAGAGGAGAGUAGAUCCGAGACAUAUGGUCUUGUUCAGCGUUGUGUGAUUAUCCAGAAGGAUGACAAUGGAUUUGGGCUGACGGUCAGUGGAGACAAUCCAGUCUUCGUACAGUCUGUGAAAGAAGAUGGAGCAGCCAUGCGGGCUGGAGUGCAGACAGGUGAUCGAAUCAUCAAGGUGAAUGGAACUCUGGUGACUCAUUCAAACCAUUUGGAGGUGGUGAAGCUAAUCAAAUCUGGUUCCUAUGUAGCACUCACUGUUCAGGGACGCCCACCUGGGUCGCCCCAGAUUCCACUGGCUGAUUCUGAAGUAGAGCCAUCAGUCCUUGGACAUAUGUCUCCCAUCAUGGCAUCCCCUCAUUCACCUGGAGCAUCUGGGAAUAUGGAGAGAAUCACUAGUCCUGUGCUCAUGGGGGAGGAAAACAAUGUGGUUCAUAACCAGAAAGUAGAAAUUCUGAGAAAAAUGCUACAGAAAGAACAGGAGCGGCUACAGUCAUUGCAGGAAGAUUACAAUCGAACACCUACCCAAAGAUUGCUGAAAGAGAUCCAAGAAGCCAAGAAACACAUUCCUCAGCUGCAAGAGCAGUUAUCCAAAGCCACAGGCUCUGCUCAGGAUGGAGCUGUAGUUACACCCUCCAAGCCUUUAGGUGAAGCACUAACAGUCAGUGAGGUAGAAGCAGAUACUGGAGAUGGACUGGGCAGAAUUGACUAUAGCAGUGGAGAUGGUUCUCGGCCUGGUAGUGACAAUGCAGAUAGUCUCCGAAGUGGCCUGAAAGAGAGGAUUUAUCUAGAGGAAAGCCCAGAGAAAAAUGAAGUAAUUCAGGACCUUGACACUCAGUCACUCAUUGGGAGUCCCUCAACCCGUAUAGCACCUCAUAUUAUUGGAGCAGAGGAUGAUGAUUUUGGUACUGAACAUGAACAGAUCAAUGGGCAGUGCAGCUGUUUCCAGAAUAUUGAACUGCUGAAAUCUCGCCCAGCUCAUUUGGCUGUUUUCUUACACCAUGUAGUUUCACAGUUUGACCCUGCAACAUUGCUCUGUUAUCUCUAUUCAGACCUGUAUAAACAGACCAAUUCCAAGGAGACUCGUCGUGUCUUCCUUGAGUUUCACCAGUUCUUUCUGGAUCGAUCUGCACACCUGAAAGUUUCUGUCCCUGAUGAAAUAUCUGUAGAUCUAGAAAAAAGAAGACCAGAGCUUAUUCCUGAGGAUUUACAUCGCCAUUAUAUCCAAACUAUGCAGGAAAGAGUCCAUCCAGAAGUACAGAGGCACUUGGAGGAUUUUCGGCAGAAGCGUAGUAUGGGGUUGACCCUGGCUGAAAGUGAGCUGACUAAACUUGAUGCAGAGAGAGACAAGGACCGGGUAACUUUGGAGAAGGAACGGGCAUGUGCAGAACAGAUCAUUGCCAAAAUUGAAGAAGUUUUGAUGACUGCUCAGGCUGUAGAAGAAGAUAAGAGUUCAACAAUGCAGUAUGUUAUUCUGAUGUACAUGAAACAUUUGGGAGUAAAGGUGAAAGAACCUCGAAAUUUGGAACACAAGCGGGGUCGAAUUGGAUUCCUUCCAAAAAUCAAGCAAAGUAUGAAGAAAGAUAAGGAAAACGAAGAAAAAGGGAAGCGAAGAGGAUUCACCAGCAUCCUGGGACCCCCAAGAAGACCAAGCCGUCAUGACAACAGUGCAAUUGGCAGAGCCAUGGAACUACAGAAGCAGCGCCACCCUAAGCAUUUAUCUACACCCUCGUCAGUGAGUCCUGAACCUCAGGACUCUGCUAAGUUGCGCCAGAGUGGAAUAGCAAAUGAUGGAACAGACAUUGGAUACUUGCCUGCCAAUUCCAUGCCAUCUUUGGCUUCAGGGGCCAUUCUUUCCCAGGAUGGAGGGAAAGAGAAUGAUAUGGGAUCAAAGCAAGUUGGAGAAGCACCAGCAUCUGGAGACUCCUUAGAUAGCACACCUCGUACUCCCAAUACCAUCUUUGAUUUCCCACCUCCUCCAUUAGACCAAGUGCAGGAGGAGGAAUGUGAACUAGAAAGGGUGGCUGAACAUGGGACACCAAAGCCCUUUCGAAAGUUUGACAGCAUAGCUUUUGGAGAAAGUCAAAGUGAGGAUGAACAAUUUGAAAAUGACUUAGAGACAGAUCCACCCAACUGGCAGCAGCUUGUUAGUCGAGAAGUGUUAUUGGGACUAAAACCUUGUGAGAUCAAAAGGCAAGAAGUGAUUAAUGAGUUGUUCUACACUGAAAGAGCUCAUGUUCGAACACUGAAGGUUCUUGAUCAAGUGUUCUAUCAGCGAGUGUCCAGAGAAGGAAUUCUAUCACCUUUAGAACUAAGGAAAAUUUUUUCAAACUUGGAAGAUAUUCUUCAACUUCAUAUUGGAUUGAAUGAGCAAAUGAAGGCUGUUCGAAAGAGGAAUGAGACCUCUGUUAUUGAUCAUAUUGGGGAAGAUUUGCUGACCUGGUUCAGUGGAGCAGGAGAGGAGAAGUUGAAAUAUGCUGCUGCUACCUUUUGCAGUAACCAACCUUUUGCCCUGGAAAUGAUCAAGUCUCGUCAGAAAAAAGAUUCUAGAUUCCAGACUUUUGUGCAAGAUGCAGAGAGUAAUCCACUGUGUCGUCGCCUGCAGCUGAAGGAUAUCAUUCCCACCCAAAUGCAGAGGCUUACUAAGUAUCCUCUUCUAUUGGAUAACAUUGCCAAAUACACAGAAUGGCCAGUGGAAAGGGAGAAGGUGAAGAAAGCUGCAGAUCACUGUCGUCAGAUCUUAAACUAUGUAAAUCAGGCAGUCAAAGAGGCAGAAAACAAGCAGCGCUUAGAAGAUUAUCAGCGUCGCCUUGAUACCUCCAAUCUGAAGCUGUCCGAGUACCCAAAUGUUGAAGAGCUCAGGAAUUUGGAUUUAACAAAAAGGAAGAUGAUUCAUGAAGGGCCAUUGGUUUGGAAGGUGAAUAGAGAUAAAUCUAUUGAUCUAUACACAUUGCUGCUGGAAGAUAUUCUUGUACUGUUACAAAAGCAGGAUGAUAGACUGGUGUUAAGGUGCCAUAGUAAGAUUCUGGCAUCCACAGCUGAUAGCAAACACACGUUUAGCCCUGUCAUUAAGUUGAGUACAGUGUUGGUUCGACAAGUGGCAACAGAUAACAAAGCUUUAUUUGUCAUCUCCAUGUCAGACAAUGGAGCCCAAAUUUAUGAACUGGUAGCACAGACAGUUUCUGAGAAGACUGUCUGGCAGGACCUCAUCUGUCAGAUGGCUGCAUCAGUGAAGGAGCAAUCCACAAAGCCUUGCGAAGGAGACGAUGAAGAAGAGCCUCCAAAAUUAAAAGUGGAACAUCAUGGUAUUUCAGUCACUAGUCUGCCGAGUUCAGACAGAGAUUUGUCAAAACCUCAGACUCAUUCACUGAGUACCUCUGGGAAAUUGGAAGUAGAUGAUCUCUUUGUGGCUGAAAGACACUUUGCAAAGGAGCAGCAUGCAGAUGGGACUCUACAGGAAGUUGGAGUAAACUAUCAAAUCACAAUCCCAGAUCCACACUUUCCUGUCACAGAAGAACGAUGGGCAUUGGAUGCACUAAGGAAUUUGGGCUUGUUAAAGCAGUUGCUGGUACAACAGCUAGGUUUGACUGAGAAGAGCACUCAGGAAGACUGGCAACAUUUCCCAAGAUAUAGGACAGCCUCUCAGAGGGUACAGGCAGACAGUGGAAUCCAGAACUCUGAAAAUAUUAAAGCCUUUCAUCCUGGGGAAGGACAGAUGCCCUUUAGAACUGGAACUGGUGACUUUUCAGCUUGUUGCAGUCCAAGGACUUCAACUGAAUCUUCUGCUCCACAAGAUUCAGUGGUACUGGCAUCCCAAGAUAGCCAGGCAAGUAACAUUUUAGUAAUGGACCACAUGAUUAUGACCCCAGAGAUGCCUGCUACAGAGCCAGAAGGGGUUCUUGAUGAGAGUGGAGAGCACUUUUUUGAUGCCCAUGAAGCACAUAGUGAUGAUAAUCCAUCAGAAGGUGAUGGAGCAGUUAAAAAAGAAGAGAAGGAUGUUAAUUUACACAUCUCAGGAAACUAUUUGAUCCUUGAUGGCUAUGAAACAGUGCAGGAGAGCUCCACAGAUGAGGAGGUUGCUUCCUCACUUGCCCUGCAACCUGUGGCAGGCAUUUCCUCUCUGCAGUCUGCCCACCAGCAGCAGCAGCCUUCUCCCCAGAAUGCUCAUUCUGAUGAGACACACUCACCAUUUACCCCAGAAUGGGGAGCUAUGGAGGAUUCCUGUUUUGAGAUCCAGAGUCCCUCUUCCUAUGCAGAUUCACAAAGCCAGAUCAUGGAGUACAUUCGUAAGAUAGAGGCUGACCUUGAACACUUAAAGAAGGUGGAGGAAAGUUACACCAUUCUUUGCCAAAGGCUGACUGGAUCAGCUCUCACAGACAAGCUCUCAGAUAAAAGUUAGAGCCGUGUAUCCUGGCAGUGACUGAAGGCUAUUGGAUUGUGAGCAUCGGCCUUGUAUCACCAUGUCCUGGCUCCAGUGUGGACGCAGAGAGAGUGUGUGACAGAGGAUCUGCCUGUGACCCACCUGGGGUUAGCCAUGUCCCAGUGUGCCCACAGUGGGACUAGUUCUUCACAGUCUGGCAGCUGCACUAGUCUGUCCGUGAGGGAUUAUGCAUUCUCUCACUCUACUCUCCUCACUAUCAGAAAAUUCACUUUGAUUCAGAAUAAAACCAAAUGUAUAGAGCUUUGGGUGUAGGAUAUGGAAUUGUAUUUAGACUUAAAAAGAGAAAAUCAGAUGUAUUUAUUUGACUUCAUUCCGUAUUUGAAAGCACAUUUUAAUUUUUAUUUUGCCUUGUUUUGUUUUAAUGAGUAGUGAGAGUUUUAGUCCUUUGUAUUUAGUACACCCAAGGAUCAACUGCUCCUGAAACAGAGACUUCAGGAUGGGGUAUUAGGAGGAGGUUGGUUAGAGUGGGGAAGAAGAGGGGGCAGGUGGGGAGGGAGAGGCAUCCUGCUUUCACUAAACUGUAUUCUGUGCUCUCUGUGGUCCAGUAGGCUGCUUCUCUGAGGGUAACCUCAAAGGCAUAGUGCCCUGGGGCCCUUGUGUGCAGAGGACUUGAGCUAUGUGCUGCCCAAGUGGUCAGAGAGAGGGGGCCGUCAUCCCCGCUGCUCCCUGUGAGACAAGCACCUCUUCUCUGUAGCUGGGAUCAACUUCCCAAUUAACAGGAAUCCUGAAUGUACUAAAUAGCCAGGCACUUGAAAAUGGGUGUGUUUUCUUCUGUUGUCUUCUUUUCUAUCGAGGGUUGGGAUUUGGGAGGGAGAGGAAAGCAAAUUUUAUUUUCUUGACUAGAAAUUUGUUAUUCUUGGUAUUGUUUCAUUUUUAUAAUUAUACAUUAGACUUUGGCACUUGUGUAAAAUUGUCCCUGCAGAUUGAGCAGGAAGUAAAAACAAACAAAUGGAAAUGCUUCAGAUGGUGGUAGGGGUGGGGGUUGCUAAGGAAGAGUGGGAUGGAAGCAGGUCAAGAGUUUGUGAAGGUUAUCUGAACUGAGUCACUACUGAGUUGAACCAUGGCUAUCAUUAGCCACGGGUACUGCUGAUUAUAAGGCCAGUAAAAUUUUAGUACCUGGAGGUUUGACUCUUAAUUUUUGCACUGAUGGUGCCAAAGGGGCUCUCUGAGUCAAAAGGAGAGCCACAGGUAGAGUGAACAGAGAGGUGGUGGAGAAGGCACAACUGCUCAGACCAGCUCCAGAAGCACUUCCUCUGACUUCACUGCCAGAGCUCUUUCCACACUGGUGCAUGACUGAUUUUAAAAAUUGCAGACCAGAACAUACACUGGAUACUGCAGGCAAGGUGUUGGUAACUGCCUGCUCUAGAAUGAAUAAUUGUAUUGGCAGCACCCUACAGAGGAUGAAUGUUUCAGAAUUGUAACUUGAGAAUUCCUUCAAUUUUAUCAGCUUUCUAUGUUUUUUUUUUUUUUUUUGUGCAUCAGGUAUAUAUGUUUUGGAGUAUUUUUUUUGCCAAUGUUUUAACCAAAUCAUUUUGACAAAUCUCUAAAUUCUUUUAAUAUACAAGGAGUCCAUCCACUGCUCGUAUUUUUCAUUAGUGCCCUCUCAUCUCUGUGGGUAGUGAGGAUGUAAUUUUUAUUCUGCCCUGCAGUCAAAAAAAAAAAAAAAAAAAAAAGAUUUUUGUCAUCACAAACAGUAGGGAUUCCCAACUACUUUUAUAAACACCACUACAGCUUAACAAGCUCAUCUAUGUCCAGAUUCCUGCUUCUGUCUCUUUGAAACUGAUCUGUAUUUUUAGAUAGAUCAGCUUGGCUCUUUGGACCUAAUCUAUAAAUCAGAAUUAUAUUUUGAGUCAUAGGCCAAGUAUAACUUAAAUAGAAAUGGAAGUGAAAAUUUUAGAAGUAGAAGCUAAUGUAGUGAAGCUUGGAACCUGGAACUUUCUGUAUCUCUUAGGAGAAGCAAGUAGAAACCAAAUGGUUACAUUGUGCUGUUGGAAAUAAUAUAGUCAUUUCCAAUUAAGAGGGUUACUCCUGUAGUCACUUGGCACUACCAGCAUCAGCUGGCAAUAAAUCAGGAGCAAGGUAAAUAUAGUAGAACUUUCAUCUUAACCUCAGACACUACUUAAAUUCUGUAGCACUCAGUUAAGAAGCUUGUAGGUUAAAAUGUUUUGGUUUCUCUUCUAGCUCAGGCAAUAACUUGUCCUUAGCAACUGUUUGCCUUUUGUUUCCUACAGUUUAACCUCUUCUUGAGAACAACAAUAAGGCUAAUUGGAAAAAUACUUUGACCAUAGCUCUAGUACUUCUGAAUAAAUUCAUAUCUGGUUUUUCAAAUGAAGUCCCAAGAUGGAGUUUAAUUCUGGAAAGAUCCCACAAUUUUGAAUGUUCUUUUCAUCUUAUCACCCUGACUUCUUCCCUCCUCCUUCUCAACCUGGACCUCCACCUGUUCCAUUCCAUUGGGCCACAUCCGUUUUACUUUGAAUACUCUGUCUGCCUUUUAGGAUGAUGGAAUUAGGUAUUCAUCCUAUCUUUGAGUGAGACUGAGCACCAUCAAAAUACUUUCCUCAAAGUUACUUUGCUAGAAGUUGGAAUCUACUUCCAUUUACCAAGGACACAAGGGUGGUGGAUAAAGCAGCCUUCCCCCGAGCAAGAGAGCUGGUCUUUAGCUGUUGAAGUGGCCUGCUGGGACAUGGUGCUCCUGUGGGCUUAAUGGCACCUUGGCUAUUAAGUGGCACAUUACAUUUGGAGUGUCUGCUUCUUCUUCAGAGAACAGUUAAGGCAAAUCAGCAAACGCCAAAGUGGUAUAAUUUAAAAUCAUGGUUAGUGCCCGAGAAGCCAUAUAUUUUACAUACUUUAAAAUUGGCUAAUUUGUACUUCUUGAGUUCUCUCUUGGCUUUUAGAAGCUAAAAUGUAACUUUGUAUUAUAUGAUAAUGCAUGGGAGGUAUAUUUCUUAAGCUUUUUAGCUUUCUCUUCCCCGAAAAACUUGGACUGUUAAAAAAGAAUGAAUCCCCUUUGAAAAGGUUUUUAUUAUUGUUGUUUAUUUGUUUUGUUUUGUUUUGUUUUUUGGAAGUGGGGGCUAGUGGGAAAAGGGGAGGAAAUUCCAUUUUUUCCUGUUUUUAGAAGCUAAAGAAAAUAAUUAUGCUUCCUGUGAGUUGUCUUUUACUUGCAUACCCUCCCCCGCUUUGAUGUUGGUAAAUGUGGUGUAUUAUAUGGGGCCUCCAUAUUUCAAACUGGAAUUUCUCUUCUCUGAAGGUGGUGUGUGCUGUUGUUGGAGCUACUAGAGCUUUGGUCAGUAUUUCCUUCUCUGUAUGCCACAGAGUGUGCAGAGGACCUCAAAAUACAAAAAUUAGCAGGUCCUCCCAGUCACCUUUCUGCUUGGGACCCACACCCCUCCCCCCACACACACAGUAUUAAAUUUUUUUUUUUUUUUUUUUUUUUUUUUUUCCUGUAAGUCAUGCUUUUUUUCUGACCUUUCCACCCCUGUUCAAAAUGAUCUGCAAAAUUGUUCUUUCCUCAAGAAAAGAAUUCCUUUUGCUACUUCCUUAUUCCUCCCUUGCUGGUACUAAUGUUUUUGAUAAUAACUUGGUAGGAAAAAAAUGAACCUCCUAGAAGGAAGCCCUUCCCUCCAUUUCCGGGUGCCAACUGCUCAGCAGAUGCACUGCAAAAAAGGAAAAAGAAAAAAAGAAAAAAAUGGUAACUGUUAAUGUGCACACUGUUGGUUAUUUUUAAUAAGUCUCUUCCUACUAGAACAUUUUAUUUUCCUUGUUCACCAUACAAUCAUGUACUCUUUAACAGAAAUUGCUUUUAAGAAAAUCUGGAACUAUCUUUAAAGAAACUUUAUUAAUAAUCAUGUAUUUUUACUGAUCACACUUUGAAAUGCCUAAAAGACUUUAUUGUUUUAAUUAUCCAGAUGUACCUUUGUAAAAUAGCUCUUUUAUGAAUUAGUGGAUAAGGCUGUAUGUUUCUGGAACAAAAUAUUGGUCACCUAAAAACUUUCUGUUUUCUGGGGUCUGGGAAAAUAGAAAAUGAGAGUUGAAAUAUUAAAUACGCUUAAAGGAA